GCUCCUGCACCGCCCGGGGCGCGCUGCCCUGCACUUGCACCGCCCAGGGGUGGGCUGCCCUGCACAGCACCGUGGGCGGCCCUGCACUUAUCCCUGAAGAGGGCUAAUUUGAGCCGAGCCCCGCUGCUUCUAUCCAAGGGAUCCUGGCUCCAGGGUGGCUCGACACCAUCCCGAGGAGCUGCGCUGCUCCGGGAAUGAGCACCCGUUCCCUAGCGGGACUGGCUUGCGCCUAAGCCCGCUGCGCCCAUCGCGGAGAGCUGCCCUGCUCCUGGUGGGGGGCUGGCACCUAUCUCAGCGGACUGCCGUGCGCCCAUCCCCGGGGUCAGCACCUACCACGGGAGUGCGGGGACUGCAGCGCACCCAGCCCCGCUAUCCCCGCCUCGGGGCGGCCCCAGGCUGCCGCUUCUCCCGUCACCGCUGACCGGUUCCUGGCUCCCACCUCGUUUCAUGUUUGUGGAUAGGGAGGAAAAAUCCCAAACCAGAGGUGAGCUAUGAGAGGACAGUGAUUUCUGUAGCCUGGAGAUGGGAUCUGGCAAGGCAGCUGAAGUUCCUGAAGCAAGAGGUGCGUGGCUGAAGGUGGCUCUUCAGGGAGGAACUGAACAGUCCCAAACAGGCAUGGGGAGGGAAGGACAGGACCAGCAGGUUUGAGUGUAAGCCUUACUCUUGCUGCGUAAAUGAGUAUGGAAGAUUAUGAUUUCCUCUUCAAAAUUGUUUUAAUCGGCAACGCCGGUGUGGGGAAGACCUGCCUAGUCCGUCGCUUCACUCAGGGGCUUUUCCCACCAGGGCAAGGAGCCACGAUUGGGGUUGACUUUAUGAUUAAAACUGUGGAGAUAAACGGUGAAAAAGUAAAGCUGCAGAUCUGGGACACAGCAGGACAAGAACGAUUCCGAUCCAUCACGCAGAGUUACUAUCGCAGUGCUAACGCGUUGAUCUUGACCUACGACAUCACCUGUGAGGAAUCCUUCCGGUGCCUCCCCGAGUGGCUGCGGGAAAUUGAGCAGUAUGCCAGCAAUAAGGUCAUAACUGUGCUAGUGGGUAAUAAGAUUGAUUUAGCUGAUAAGAGGGAGGUCUCCCAGCAAAGAGCUGCAGAAUUUUCCGAAGCACAGGACAUGUACUAUCUGGAAACAUCAGCAAAAGAAUCGGAUAAUGUGGAAAAACUUUUCCUGGACUUGGCCUGCCGGUUGAUCAGCGAGGCACGACAGAACACCCUUGUGAACAAUGUCUCAUCCCCCUUACCAGGAGAGGGGAAAAGUAUCAGCUACUUGACUUGCUGUAAUUUUAAUUAAAGAGCUGACAUGUGGGCCUUGGGCCAAGAGGAUUUUUUUUUUUUUUUGGUGGGAUUUAUCUGCUUGAAAGAAUUCCUGCCAAUCUGACCCAUGUGACUUACCCUGAGUCAGGUUGCAUUCCUGAAAACAUGGCAGGCUGAUGGCUCCAACUGCAUGGCAAGGUAGCAGGGUUUAAAUUUCAUUUUUCUCGAAGUCUAUGGAGCAGGUCAGGAAAGGAGGAGUUGCACAAGUCCUUCAUGUAAUUCAGAACAUGAGCUGUUUUGUUUCCUUCUAUGGGAGAGUAGACCAGCCUCUCUUGAAGACAUUGAAGAGAUCAAAAUCAAAAUCUGUCUUACAGAACAAUGUGUUUGAUCCUUUUUAAAGUUAAAAGAAGUAAGAAAAACCCCAGCAAUUAAUGCUGACUUUGGACUACACUGGCAAUCUUCCGGGCUGUCAGUGAGUGAGCUCUUAGGACAUGUACAUAACGUCUGCCCGUCUGUCUUCAUGCAGGACUCUGGUGUUUGAAAUAGUGUUAUGUCUCUCAUCUACAGGCACUUUCAUGAACGUGGGGAAAAAAAAAGUUACGUAUAUCAACGUUUUCAAGACUGAAGAAGACACGGACACAGCUCGGUUGCUCCCUUUGGUGCUAUCAAUUCAGCAAAUAUUCCAUAGACCAAACAUAGUCUUACUACAUUACUGUUCUCUGAAUGUGUAACUUAGACUGGUUAAGAAAAAAACACUAAUAAGCACUGUUC
Messenger RNA from Empidonax traillii (willow flycatcher), 2020 nucleotides. It is a transcript of the gene RAB30, whose product is annotated as RAB30, member RAS oncogene family. The coding region runs from base 675 to 1286 and encodes 203 amino acids. The transcript is spliced from 7 exons. NCBI's taxonomy places the organism in Eukaryota, Metazoa, Chordata, Aves, Passeriformes, Tyrannidae. Gene Ontology annotation, molecular function: GTPase activity; GTP binding. Gene Ontology annotation, biological process: Rab protein signal transduction. The record is from RefSeq and is a predicted model, not a curated record. Gene Ontology annotation, cellular component: trans-Golgi network.